CGCUGUAUUGCAUCUCUUUAGGAAAGGACACUGUAUGAAGGUUUGAGGCUCUCUGAGGUCUAAGUGACCUGUCGUCUCAACCCUCAACAUGCCUCAACAAUCUGAUGAGCAUUUGCUGAGUGUCUUUGAGAAGCUGAACAAGCUGUCCUUUCGCAGACAGCAGCUCAUGGACAGACGCAAUGUCCUGUCCAUGCUCAUCCAAUUCAAGCGGAACAACGGGCAAAAUGAGCAAGAGUAUUCCAAAGAAACUGGAGAACUUCAACAAAUUGACGAGGAUCUUAAAGUUCUCUCUGACAGGAAGAUUGAACUUGAGAAAAUGCAAGAGGGCGGCUCUCUUUUAAUAGACACAACUAAGUCAUCUAGCGUCAUAUUUGUAGACAGUCCACCUCCGUUUCCAGCUCCGCAGGUUAUUCUGGAUGUUAAGCAACUUCCCCGACACUCCUCUAAGACACAGUGUCCGUUCUGUCGGCAAUAUAUAACCACAGAGGUCAUGACCAAAGCUGGCAGUGUGACCUAUCUUCUGUGUUUGAUUUCCAUGGUUUUUUGUUGUGUAGCUGGCUGCUGUCUAAUCCCGUUCUUCGUGGAUUCCUGCAAAGACGUCACUCACAAAUGUCCAAAAUGCCGCAGUAAUAUAAACACGUGCAAAAAGUUCUGAGGAAUGGAACCGUAAUAAUGUCAAUUGAACUGAAUCACCAGCAUCUGUACUGGAGAGUCUUAUUUUUGAUUAUCGCACACAACUAAGGCGGUUGGAA
Molecule: messenger RNA, 752 nt
Organism: Rhinichthys klamathensis goyatoka
Lineage: Eukaryota; Metazoa; Chordata; Actinopteri; Cypriniformes; Leuciscidae
Product: lipopolysaccharide-induced tumor necrosis factor-alpha factor homolog
Exons: 5
Coding region: 89-655 (188 amino acids)
Molecular function (GO): zinc ion binding
Source: RefSeq, a predicted model, not a curated record